GCUCGGUGUUUUUUCAGUGGAGAUGGCGGCACUCAGAAGACUCAUCAUCAGAACCUCCAACCCCUCUUCCCUUCUUAUUUCCCACAGAGGUAUCACCUCUAAGCUCUUCGUCGGAGGUCUGUCCUUAUAUACCACGGAGAAAGGGUUAUCAGAUGCAUUUUCUCAGCAUGGUCAAGUUGUGGAAGCCAAAAUUGUAAUGGAUAGAGUUUCAGAUAGGUCAAAAGGUUUUGGGUUUGUUACUUAUGCAUCGAAAGAUGAAGCCGAGAAAGCAAUAGCUGAGAUGAAUGGAAAGGAUUUGAAUGGCCGUGUAAUUUUUGUGGACUAUGCUAAACCCAAACAUAAUUUCGGUGGCGGAAUGCCAAUUGCAAGGGGACCUCCUGAUUCGGCCGAUAAAAUACAUUUCCAAGACACUGGCAUUGAAAAUUAGUAAUUUCAGUUUCAUAUAGCUGCCCAGAGGACUGCACAGCAACAGAAGCAAGAAGUCAUAGAAGUUUGCAUAAUAAUGUUUUUAGGUCAAUGAUUUCGGUAAAGAUCAUUGG
Molecule: messenger RNA, 539 nt
Organism: Hibiscus syriacus
Lineage: Eukaryota; Viridiplantae; Streptophyta; Magnoliopsida; Malvales; Malvaceae
Product: small RNA-binding protein 11, chloroplastic-like
Exons: 5
Coding region: 23-427 (134 amino acids)
Molecular function (GO): RNA binding
Source: RefSeq, a predicted model, not a curated record